Molecule: messenger RNA, 1695 nt
Organism: Cannabis sativa
Lineage: Eukaryota; Viridiplantae; Streptophyta; Magnoliopsida; Rosales; Cannabaceae
Product: pectinesterase
Exons: 2
Coding region: 101-1675 (524 amino acids)
Biological process (GO): cell wall modification
Molecular function (GO): pectinesterase inhibitor activity; pectinesterase activity
Source: RefSeq, a predicted model, not a curated record
GUUUCUCUCUAUAUAAACAAACCCCUCAAACCCCAUAACAACUCAAAAUAUUUUCUUAACCAUCCUAUAAUUCCAAACUUUUCUCCUCCAAAUUUCCCCUAUGGAUAAUUUUUAUACCCAUACAUUAACAACUUCUCUACUACUCUUUAUUUUUACUCACGUACUACUAGUAGUGCAUGGCACAAUUAUUUCACCAUGCAACAAAACCCCAUAUCCUCAUGUUUGCCACCAUUACAUAAAACCCACCCAAAAAAUGACCAACACCAACAAUUAUAGCUUGGACCACUUUUGGUUCCGUGACUUGGCCCUAAAAGUGACCAUGGACCAAGCCAUGGAAGCACAUCGUGUGGUUGCAACCACUGACACAAACUCAUUCGACCCACGAGCCAAGUCAGCUUGGCAAGACUGUGUUGACCUCUACAAAGACACCGUUGACCUACUCAACCGAACCAUAACAGUAAAAAACACUCAUUACGAUGAUACUCACACGUGGCUUUCCGCUUCUUUCGCUAACCACCAAACUUGUCAAAACGGUUUCAACGAAUUCGGUUUAAUCCACCACUUCCAAACCAUAACAGAUAAUAAUUCCUUAACAAACUUUUCCAAAUUGCUUAGCAAUUCUCUCUUCAUUCACAAGUCUAGUUUUGUCGUUUCGCCUAAAACGACGUCGUUUGGCGGUAACGGACGAAGACGGUUAUUAACGUGGCCCAAAUGGGUUAAUAGAAGGCUUCUUCAAUCUUCGUUGAAAACGGGGGCUGAUGUUGUGGUGGCUCAAGACGGCUCCGGUAACUAUAAGACUGUAUCGGAGGGUGUUGCCGCGGCGGCUAAGCUCGGCGGCGGUGGUAAGAGAGUUGUGGUGUAUGUGAAAGCUGGUGUUUAUAAAGAAAAUGUGGAGAUUGGAAAAGAUGUGAAGAAUUUAAUGGUUAUUGGAGAUGGUAUGGAUGUUUCUGUUGUUACUGGGAAUCGAAAUCAGGUUGAUGGUUCCACUACUUUUAGAUCAGCCACUUUUGCGGUUUCCGGCGACGGUUUCAUAGCACAAGAUAUGACAUUCGUAAACACCGCCGGACCGGCGAAACAUCAAGCGGUGGCGCUCCGCUCCGGCAGCGAUCACUCCGUCUUCUACCGAUGCAGUUUCAAAGGCUACCAAGACACCUUAUACGUCUACUCUCAGCGCCAAUUCUACCGUGAUUGCAACAUCUACGGCACCGUCGAUUUCAUCUUCGGCGACGCCGUCGCCGUAAUCCAAAACUCAAACAUUUACGCCAUUAAACCGAUGUCCGGACAGAAAAACACCGUCACAGCCCAAGCCCGAACCGACCCAAAUGAGAACACCGGAAUAGUUAUCCAUAAUUCUCGAAUCACGGCGUCGUCGGAUACUUAUUUGGGUCGGCCGUGGCAGAAGUAUUCGAGAACGGUUGUGAUGAAAACCGGUCUUGAUGGGAAUAUUAAUCCCGCCGGUUGGUUACCGUGGAGUGGGAAUUUUGCUCUGAGUACUUGUUACUACGCCGAGUAUAUGAACACCGGCGCCGGCGCCGGUACCGGAGGGAGGGUUAAUUGGCCUGGUUAUCGUGUUUUGUCGAGUGCGGCGGAAGCCGGGAAGUUUACUGUUGGGAGUUUUUUGGCCGGAGGUUCUUGGAUUCCGGCCACCGGAGUUCCUUUCUCAUCUGCUCUGUGAUGACGUUAUAAAUAAAUAAA